UCCAUAAAAAUUAUAUAACUGAUCUAGACCAGUUCGAUCCGCACUUUCAGAAGGAGGAAUAUUUUCUUCGAGUCGCGAACUUUUCUCUUUCGCGUUUGUGAAUUUCGUAAAUCCGGAGUGCGAAUCCGUGGUGUAUCGGUCCGCGAGAACCCCGUCUAGUCGGUCAAAGUGAAGAAUGGCGUCUCUAGUGCACAGCAUCCGCUCGUUGGCGUGCCGGAACACUCCACUGCUUCGAUCACUCGCCGUCCGCACUAUCUCGUCGUCGUCGGCUCUGCAGCAGAGAAGUUGUAAUCAGAGGAUUCUGGCCCAGCCUCAGCAGCUUCUGUCAAACUUUGAGCAAAUCGGACGUUGGCAACUGGAGUGCACCAGAAGCUACAGUGCUAAGGAACCCCUCACCCUGCAGUUGAUCAAAGAACGAGUGCUGCUGGUGCUGAAGCUGUACGACAAAGUCAACCCGGAGAAGCUGACCCUGGAGUCGCAUUUCAUCAACGAUCUCGGCCUGGACUCGCUGGAUCAUGUCGAAGUGAUAAUGGCCAUGGAGGAUGAGUUCGGCUUCGAGAUCCCCGAUGGCGACGCGGAGAAACUGUUCAGACCGGCCGACAUUGUGCAGUACAUUGCCGACAAGGAGGACAUCUACGAGUAAGUCUGAUGGGGGAAUAACAACAAAAAAAAAAGUGGAAGAACGCCUCCCGGGGCGGUAGAAUAUCGUUGCUGCCUGGAUGCUGCAUAUGUUGUUUGAAAAAAAAAACAUAUGCUGAACACAUUGUGUAGAUUAUAGUUUAAACGAAAAGGAAAUACAAUUUUGAAUCAACGGCCAGAAGAA
This is a messenger RNA of Aedes albopictus (Asian tiger mosquito), 823 nucleotides long. It is a transcript of the gene ND-ACP, whose product is annotated as acyl carrier protein, mitochondrial. Gene Ontology annotation, molecular function: acyl binding; acyl carrier activity. The transcript is spliced from 3 exons. Gene Ontology annotation, cellular component: mitochondrion. The record is from RefSeq and is a predicted model, not a curated record. The coding region runs from base 176 to 643 and encodes 155 amino acids. Lineage: Eukaryota; Metazoa; Arthropoda; Insecta; Diptera; Culicidae. Gene Ontology annotation, biological process: fatty acid biosynthetic process.